Molecule: messenger RNA, 1031 nt
Organism: Schizophyllum commune H4-8
Lineage: Eukaryota; Fungi; Basidiomycota; Agaricomycetes; Agaricales; Schizophyllaceae
Product: coma-domain-containing protein
Exons: 7
Coding region: 36-1031 (331 amino acids)
Source: RefSeq, a predicted model, not a curated record
CCAACUAGCUCUCGUCCUCACCAGCACCACUAAUCAUGCAAGCCCUCAAGCCCGCCCGCAUCUCCCCUCUCUUGAACAACGCAGGACGCAGCUCGCGCCUCCUCAGCGCUUCCACUGCGAACAAGUCCCCCUCCGGGAUUCUUCGCCCCUCACCCGCCCUCCGUGCGCCCUCCGCCUCCACAUCCUCUCCUACGAACGCCACCGCCCCCUUCGCCUUUCUCCCGAGCAACAGCCUUCCCGCCAAGCCCCGCAAGCGCGGCCUCACCGAGAUCCGCGGGCCGUACUACGCGCCGGUCACCGCGACGUACCUCGACGAGCUGCUGAGCGACUGGGGCGAGUAUGUGGACGGGGUGAAGUUUGCGGGCGGCUCGUUCACGCUGAUGCCGCCGGAGCGGUUGGGCAAGUUGAUCGAGGUGGCGCAUAAGCAUGACUGCUACGUGAGCACGGGAGGCUACAUCGAGCGUGUGUUGUCAGCCUCGGGCGGCGAUCGCUAUGUGAUUACGAAGUAUCUGGAGGCCUGCAAGAACAUGGGCUUCGACGUCCUCGAGCUCUCCUCCGGCUUUCUCUCCAUCCCCACCGAGGACUGGGCCUACCUCGUCGAGCUCACCGCCGCCCAAGGCCUGAAGCCGAAGCCCGAGAUUGGCAUCCAAUGGGGCGCCGGCGGCGACGCCUCCGUCGAGGAGCUCGAAUCCGCAGGGACGCGUGAUCCCAAGUGGCUGAUUGACCGGGCGAAGACGUUCCUUGAUGCCGGGGCUUAUAUGAUCAUGAUCGAGUCCGAGGGCAUAACCGAGAACGUGCGCAACUGGCGGACGGACGUGAUCUCCGCCGUCACCAGUGCGCUCCCGAAGGAGAAGAUCAUGUUCGAGGCCGCGGAUCCCGAGGUCUUCGCCUACCACAUCCAGAAUCAGGGCGCCACCGCGAACCUCUUCAUCGACCACAGCCAGAUCGUGCAGCUCGCGUGCUUGCGCAAGGGGAUCUGGGGAACAGGAGGUACCUUCGCCCGCAUCGUCACCGUGCAGGGCGACGAUUGA